ACCUACUGAGGCAGAUGAUUCCCUGAUUCACCUGACAGCAGCCUUUCCUGUAGGAUGACUCCACACGUGGCAUGUAACCAAAAGCCAAAGCUCAAUUGCCACACCUCCAGAAUUGGGGGGAGGAGCUAGGAGUUGAAAGUUCGGGGAUGACUCAGAGAUUUGUAAGCUGGCCUAUUCUAUCUCAUGCAUCCUGUAUUGUUCUUGCUGCCCGGCAUGCCAGUGCUUCUUCCACGAAUUUGAAAGACAUAUUGGCUGAUCUGAUACCUAAGGAGCAGACCAGAGUGAAGGCCUUCAGGCAGCAACAUGGCAAGACGGUGGUGGGCCAGAUCACUGUGGACAUGAUGUAUGGUGGCAUGCGAGGCAUGAAGGGAUUGGUAUAUGAAACAUCAGUUCUUGAUCCUGAUGAGGGCAUCCGUUUUAGAGGCUACAGCAUCCCUGAAUGCCAGAAACUGCUGCCAAAGGCUAAGGGGGGCGAAGAACCCUUGCCAGAGGGCUUAUUUUGGCUGCUGGUAACUGGACAAAUCCCAACAGAGGAACAGGUAUCUUGGCUCUCACAGGAGUGGGCAAAGAGGGCAGCUCUGCCUUCCCACGUGGUCACCAUGCUGGACAACUUUCCCACUAAUCUACACCCCAUGCCUCAGCUCAGUGCAGCUGUUACAGCUCUCAACAGUGAAAGUAACUUUGCCCGAGCAUAUUCAGAGGGUGUCAACCGAACCAAGUACUGGGAGUUGAUUUACGAAGACUGUAUGGAUCUGAUCGCAAAGCUUCCUUGUGUUGCAGCAAAGAUCUACCGGAAUCUGUACCGAGAGGGCAGCAGUAUUGGGGCCAUUGACCCUAAGCUGGACUGGUCCCACAAUUUCACCAACAUGUUAGGCUAUACUGACGCUCAGUUCACGGAGCUCAUGCGCUUGUACCUCACCAUCCACAGUGACCAUGAAGGUGGCAACGUAAGUGCCCACACCAGCCACUUGGUGGGCAGUGCCCUUUCAGACCCCUAUUUGUCCUUUGCAGCAGCCAUGAAUGGGCUGGCAGGGCCCCUGCAUGGACUGGCAAAUCAGGAAGUGCUUGUUUGGCUGACACAACUUCAGAAGGAAGUUGGCAAAGAUGUGUCAGAUGAGAAGUUACGAGACUACAUCUGGAACACACUCAACUCAGGACGGGUCGUCCCGGGCUAUGGCCAUGCAGUACUAAGGAAGACUGAUCCACGAUAUACCUGUCAACGAGAGUUUGCUCUGAAACACCUGCCUCAGGACCCCAUGUUCAAGCUGGUUGCUCAGCUGUACAAGAUUGUGCCCAAUAUCCUCCUAGAGCAGGGCAAGGCAAAGAAUCCAUGGCCCAAUGUAGAUGCUCACAGCGGGGUGCUGCUUCAGUACUACGGCAUGACGGAGAUGAAUUACUACACAGUCCUGUUUGGGGUAUCACGGGCACUAGGUGUAUUAGCACAGCUCAUUUGGAGCCGAGCCCUAGGCUUCCCUUUAGAGAGACCCAAGUCCAUGAGCACAGAUGGUCUGAUGAAGUUUGUGGACUCUAAGUCAGGGUGAAACUGAAGAUGGGGAGGAAACUAUCCACCAGAGAGUGAGGGAUCUUUAAAAAAAAAAGUAUACUUUUGUUUCGGGGCUUUUAGAGACUUAAGAUUAAAUUGGAUCUGAGGCACUGAUGAUAAGUCUGAAGUUAAAAUAUAAAUUAAGAUUUUUAAAAGAAAAGUAACCCGUUCUUCCCUGACCAGCUCCUUUCCCCUGCCUGGUGUGAGUUGCCCACCAACUGUAGGAUGACCAGGACUAAUGCAUGUAGUGUGGGUUAGGUUUCACCUCACCCCAUCUUCAGAGUGGGAAUCUGGCUCCUCUUUCCCUAGGUCAAAGCUGGUUGCAGAGAAUUUGCCAUCACUUCAGAACUUUUGGUUCUACUCUGUCCACCUUUAAUAGGCCAGCAAACCAGGACUCUACCCCUUCUGUUUCCAUAGGAAUCAUGUUGGAUUGUCAGCUGUACUAAGCCCCAUUAACUUCUCCCAUGCACACAGAGACUUCCUAGCAAGAUCUAUUGGUGAUGCUAUGGCCUUUUUUUUUUUUUUUUGGUUAAGCUACCAGAUGAUCAUAAAGGCCAUGGUAUUUAUUGUUGACUGGCAACCAAUAUUUGGUUUUUAUUUUUCUUUUUUAAAAUUAUCCUAUUAAAAUUAAGAUCUAGGAGUGUUCUAUUCCCCAUUACUUGAAUACUCACCUCUUUCCAGAUUUUCUAUACCUGCUGCACCUCAAGCCAAGGUUGCUGUGGACCUUCCCGUCUUGGUCCUUCCUAGAGACCUCUUUUCAGCAGGUAUAUACAGCACUGUCUACUAUGUGGUCUUUCCUAGUUAUUUGGCUUUAUCAGUGCUUAAUGUGAACUAAGUUUUUACUUCCUUGGAACACAAACCACUACUUUCUGACCUUUUUUUUUUCCCCUUUAAUAUGCUAUGGGCUAUAGAACAGGGACUUAGGAAAGACCAGCAUGAUAUCUUCAUGGCCUGAUCCUAGGAGUACUAGUACCUCUUUCUGAACAGGGAAAUGAUUUUUAAGAUUGGACAUGGUCUCCUUUGACUAUCAGGUGCUGGGGCUGAGGACAUUAAAAAUAGUAAACCUCCUUCCUCAUCCCCUGCCACAAGCCAAUAUCCCUUUAUUUAUCAAGGUUCUUAUCCUGUCCCUUCCCCAAGAGCUCACAGUACACUGUUUGUUUUAGAAGCCCCAUAUGCACAGGUUUCAAGUGACUCAAGGUUCUACUGCCUUUUUAAGAAAGGAUUAAAAAUACACUCCUGCUGUGCCCCUCUUCCUCUCUUGCAACUCCUGCCUGUGUUUGUGUGGAUCCCUAAUCCUCAGAACCAUGCUGUUGAGAUGGAUAAUACUGUCUGUAAACCCUUGGGUAACUGUCAUGAUGCAGACUCCAGGUUGUUCUGUAUAAAAUGCAAAAUAAAUGUUUUUAUUAACAAUG
Messenger RNA from Bubalus bubalis (water buffalo), 2955 nucleotides. It is a transcript of the gene CS, whose product is annotated as citrate synthase. Bases 147 to 1541 code for a protein of 464 amino acids. Gene Ontology annotation, biological process: citrate metabolic process; tricarboxylic acid cycle; carbohydrate metabolic process. NCBI's taxonomy places the organism in Eukaryota, Metazoa, Chordata, Mammalia, Artiodactyla, Bovidae. The record is from RefSeq and is a predicted model, not a curated record. The transcript is spliced from 11 exons. Gene Ontology annotation, cellular component: mitochondrial matrix.